AUGCAUUCCUCGCUGAAGACCUUCUUGGCCCUCGGGCUGGCGUCUGUCGCCUACGCCCAGGACAAUGUCAUGGAUGAUGACAUGGGCCCUGCUGCCUUCAUGUGGCCCGCCGACAGAGUAUGGAGCGGCGAUAUGGACAACCAGGCCCCUUGCGGCUCCAAGUCUGGCGUUGAGAACAGAACCGAGUUCCCUCUUGUUAACGGACAGGUUGCCCUUGUUGCCCAGGAUGAUUACUACAACACCAAGAUCUCCAUUUCCUACAAGAACGAUCCUACCUCUAACAGCGACUUUGAAACUCUCAUCGAGAACCAGAGCGUCGCCGACCUGAACCCCGGCCACACCUGCGUCAACAUCGCCAACCCGCCCAGCUCCGUCACCGCCGGCAGCAACGCCACCCUCCAGAUCAUCUACAAGGCCGACUGGGACGCCCCGCACAACCAGACCUUCUACGCCUGCGCCGACAUCACCUACGUCGAGCUCGCCAACUUCAACACCCGCAUCCCCUGCUUCAACGCCACCGAGCCCGGCGAGGACGACCUCAAGGCCACCGCCUCCCCGUCCGCCUCGUCCACCAACUCCGCCUCCAACAGCGGCUCCGGCUCUUCGUCUUCCGGCAGCAAGAAGCUUUCCGGCGGCGCCAUCGCCGGUAUCGUGAUUGGCGCUGUCGCGGGCGUCGGUCUGCUCCUCGGCGCCGCGCUGUUCUUCUACCGCCGCAGCCAGCAGAAGAAGCGCAACUCCCGUCUUGCGCGCAUGGAGGACAACGCGAGGAACUCGGAGCACUGGAACGCGGCCAAGGACUCGACUUCGCAGAACAGCGUCCAGCUUAACAACAUCCGAUGA
Colletotrichum aenigma is the source of this 840-nucleotide messenger RNA. RefSeq lists its product as uncharacterized. The record is from RefSeq and is a predicted model, not a curated record. NCBI's taxonomy places the organism in Eukaryota, Fungi, Ascomycota, Sordariomycetes, Glomerellales, Glomerellaceae. The transcript has 4 exons. Bases 1 to 840 code for a protein of 279 amino acids.